AUGGACAAUCCCUCCCCAGAAGACCCGGAGAAGGCCAACAGCCGAGUCCAACCGCCUUGCGAGGAUGCGGCAGGGCACUUGACGCUGGAUGCAAUCGAGAUGGUUGAUUGGGAUGGCGAGGACGAUCCCGCGAAUCCUCGCAAUUGGCCGGCACGGCGGAGAUGGGGGAAUGUCUGUCUGAUCUCAAUGAUCACCAUCAUAACACCCCUCGCAUCAUCCAUGUUCGCACCGGCCGUUCCCGACAUGAUGAAAGAGUUCCGGGACGACAGCUCCGCCAUGGCCUCCCUCGUGGUCUCGGUCUACGUCGUCGGCUUCGCUCUGGGCCCGCUCGUCUUCGCACCCCUCUCGGAAAUGUACGGCCGGCUAUAUGUGUAUCAUUCUUCCAACGUCCUGUUCCUCGUCUUCACGGCGGGGUGCGCCCUGAGCACGCAGACGGGCAUGUUUGUCGCUUUCCGCCUGCUCGCCGGAUGCGUGGGAGCCACGCCGAUGGUCCUCGGGGGCGGCUCCAUCGCCGACAUCAUACCCUCGGAGCGGCGAGGGACGGCGAUGACGCUUUGGGGCGCGGGGCAGCUGUUCGGACCGGUGAUUGGGCCUGUUGGAGGCGGUUUUCUAAACGAGGCGGGUGGAUGGCGGUGGAUCUUUUGGGUCAUUCUGAUCUUUGGCGGGGCGAUAACUGCCGCGGGGUUCCUCUUCAUGCGUGAGACCUACGCUCCGGUCCUGCUGGCACAAAAAGCCAAACGCCUUCGGCAGAUGACGGGAGAUGAUAGGUAUCAGUCCCGGCAUGAGAUGGAGCAUGAAUCGGUGUCCAAGGCGCUCCGGGUCGCCCUAUUCCGUCCAAUACGCUUGUUGUUCACCAACCCCAUCCUCUUCGUUCUGUCAGUCGACGUCUCCAUCGUGUACGGGUAUCUGUAUCUCGUCUUUACGACGUUGACCUUUGUCUACAAAAGUCUAUAUGGCUUCUCUUCGGGAACUGCUGGGCUGACCUUCCUGGGAAUUGGUAUUGGCAUGUUUGUUGGCUUGGUGUCUGUUGGUGUGGUAUCAGACAAGAUUGCCGUGCUGAGACAGCGCGUCCGGGAGCUGAAGCCAGAAGACAGGCUACCUCUCUUGAUUCCCGGUGCGUUCCUCAUACCGAUCGGUCUGUAUUGGUAUGGCUGGGCCCUCGAAACGCGUGCAUUCUGGCUAGUUCCGCUCCUGGGGAUGGGUGUGUUUGGCGCCGGCAUCAUAGCCACGUUUGUUCCCAUCCAAAUGUACCUCAUCGAUACGUUCCAUGAUCAUGCGGCCUCGGCGUUGGCGGGGCUGGCGAUGAUGAGAAGCACGGUGGGAGCCACACUUCCCCUGGCAGGGGGGCAGAUGUACGAGACUCUAGGUCACGGCUGGGGAAACAGCCUGCUUGGUUUCGUUGCUUUGGCCCUGACCCCGAUACCAUUCUUGUUUAUCAGAUACGGUGAGAGACUGAGAACGCGGCAAUCUGGCUAG
Molecule: messenger RNA, 1476 nt
Organism: Colletotrichum destructivum
Lineage: Eukaryota; Fungi; Ascomycota; Sordariomycetes; Glomerellales; Glomerellaceae
Product: Putative major facilitator superfamily, MFS transporter superfamily
Exons: 5
Coding region: 1-1476 (491 amino acids)
Biological process (GO): transmembrane transport
Cellular component (GO): plasma membrane
Molecular function (GO): transmembrane transporter activity
Source: RefSeq, a predicted model, not a curated record